CCCAAGGCCCGGUGGUGAGGGGGUUGCCGCGCACGCGCAGGCAAAGCCGGCGUAUUUCUUGGUGCCGCCCCGGCAAAGGCCGCGUAGAGUGGAGCUGCUGCCGGAGAUGCCUAACGGUGUGUUCUGAGGAGCGGCCAGCGGCGCGAUGGAGCGGGCCAGGGACCGUUUACACCUGAGACGGACCACAGAACAGCACGUACCAGAGGUAGAAAUCCAAGUCAAACGGAGAAGAACAGCCUCACUGAGCAACCAGGAGUGUCACCUGUAUCCAAGGCGAUCUCAGCAGCAGCAGCAAGUACCUGUGGUGGAUUUCCAGGCGGAACUGAGACAGGCAUUCUUAGCUGAGACACCAAGAGGUGGUUAAAGAAGUAUUGGAACACCCAGGUACCUGAUUCCAAGAGAGAAAACAAAAUAAAACAGGUUAGAGCUGAUGCAGUCAUGAUCAAGAAUAAAGAACUAAUUAAAGGGUAGGGUGUUUGGAGGUCAUUUAAUUAUUUGGGUUAUGUCCAAAGAAGUUUUUUUUCUUAAAGGCUUCAUACAAAUAAACACAUAGCAGAAAGUUUAAAAAAGUAAAAGCAGGGUCUUAAUGCUUUUACCCUGAUGCUUGUCAUGUAUUACUUUUCAGACAUUGUAUAGUCCUUGCUUUUUUAGGUAGUUCUUUUUUUUUUUUUUUUUUUUUUUGUGGUACAUGGGCCUCUCAGCGGCCAUGGCUCAUGGGCCUAGCUGCUCUGUGGCGUGUGGGAUCUUCCCGGACCGGGGCACGAACCCAUGUCCCCUGCAUCGGCAGGUGGACUCUCAACCACUGCGCCACCAGGGAAGCCCUAGGUAGUUUUUUUAUUCAUAUUUAACUUGUACUGAUUUUCACCGUAACGUAUGAAAAAUAUUUCAUUAUAAAUAGCUGCUGAAUAUCCUGCUAAUAUGUUUUAUAAUUUCUUUUUGUGAGAGACUUCAUUUUUUUUCUGCUGGUAGUUUGAAAUAAAGCUUCAGUGAAUUGCUUUGCAUAAAACUUUAGAUAGGAUCAUUUCCUUGGAUAUGCAGAUGUAAAAAUAAAUUGAGUCAAGGAAUUUGAAAUUAAGGUACAUUUUCUGAAUUGUAUUAUGAAUUAUUACAUUAGUCUGUUGUCAUGAAAAAAUAUAGUGCCAGUUACACUUUCAUCUUCAUUGUUUAUGUUAAUUAUAUAUAAUUUGUUUCUAUUGAAUUAUAAAUACAUAUCACAUCCAUUAGCAAAUGAGAAGCUAAGUAUUUCCCAUGCUUAUUUACUAAUUUUUUUGUUUUAUCUUUUUCUUACCUUUUUUUACCAAUGUGUUUGAAUCAGCUGACAAUGUAAUGAAGCUAUUAAUCUAUGAUUUUUCAAUGUUACGUAGGUUUAUUUACAGUGUGUCUUGUGUUGGUUGCUUAGAUUUUUAGGAAAACGCUAUUAAUUUUGAUUUAAUACUUUAUUUUUCCUUUCCGACUUUUAAAAAAUUAAGAUCUCAAUCCAAAGGGUUUAAUAUAUACUUUUUAGAAACUACUAGAGGAAAGGGGUUUAUAGAUGAGUUUUCUUCUAGAUUUUCUUUAUUUCUAUUUUGAAAUAUAACCCCUCAACUCAAAUUAAUUAGGCCUGUUUAUGGCCAUCAUUUCAAAUUUUAAAGCAAAGGGAAAAUCCUCCCCAGCUGAAUCCUUUACCCAGCAUUCGGCAGUAAUUGAUUGGAUUUGAUUGCAAGACAGUGGAAUUGAUUUCGGGGGGCGGGUAGAAUCUGAUCAUUGUCCUCAGCUGUUCCCCAGAGUAAGGGCGUUUUUAAAUAAGUAAGUGUGCAUAAUUGACUAUUUUUAACCAAGAAAUUUUUGGCUUCUCAGUGCAGUUUACAUACUCUUGUAAGUUCCUGAGUAAAGUAUUAUUUAAAUUAUACAUUAUCUGUAAGUAGGACCAUCCAGUUUUCUGAGUUUCAAGUGCUCGUUUCAUCUAAACAGUACUAGGUACUAGGAUUGUUAUAGAGCAGGAGUUGGUAAAGUAUCUGGCCCAUUUAUUGCCUGUUUUUGUGAAUUUAUUGACACACAGCCAUGUCUAUUUAUUUACGUAUGGCCUGUGGCUGUUAUUGGCAGUACAGUGGCAGAUGGGAGUAUUUGUGACACAUUGAAUGGCAGGCAAAGCCUACAAUAUUUAUUAUCUUUCCCUUUAAAAGAAAAAGUUGGCUAAUCUCUCUCUUAGAGAACCACUUUCAAAGAUGAAAACACUAAGAUGGGGCCAGUAGGGAAGUGGUGAUAAUAUACAGUGUGGUGAAGGGAAAGGGGUUGUAGAAGGAGAGUAUAUGAAGUAAAUAUUCCACGGUAGAGAACCAGAUGAAUUUCUGGGAUAAGGGUCAGGUCUAAGACUAGUGCUAAAGUCUACUAUACAUGUAAAUGGGUAAAGGCAUUUUAACAAUUGAUAUGUUUUCUUUUUCAUUAUAAAAAUCUAAAUCAUGUGAGUGAUAGCCAAGAAAAAUGGGAAAGUAAACCACAGACUUUAAAUACCCAUGUUUCAACCGCAGCAGCAUGAGGUUGAAUUUUCUUUCAUUUUGCCCUUUUGCUUUUCUUUUGAAAAUGUAGUUAAUUGUAAUCAUGCUUUUAAACUAUUCCACUUAAAUGUAUAUCAUUAAUGUUCCUUCAUGUUAUUACAUAGUCCUCACAGUUAUCAUUUGUAAUGAAUAAAUGAUGGUCCAUUCAUGAUUUA
This is a messenger RNA of Orcinus orca (killer whale), 2689 nucleotides long. RefSeq names its product SNRPN upstream open reading frame (gene SNURF). The coding region runs from base 146 to 364 and encodes 72 amino acids. The record is from RefSeq and is a predicted model, not a curated record. The transcript is spliced from 3 exons. Gene Ontology annotation, cellular component: nuclear speck. Lineage: Eukaryota; Metazoa; Chordata; Mammalia; Artiodactyla; Delphinidae.